Bubalus bubalis (water buffalo) is the source of this 1544-nucleotide messenger RNA. It is a transcript of the gene YBX2, whose product is annotated as Y-box binding protein 2. Gene Ontology annotation, cellular component: nucleus. Gene Ontology annotation, biological process: regulation of gene expression. Gene Ontology annotation, molecular function: nucleic acid binding. Bases 46 to 1128 code for a protein of 360 amino acids. NCBI's taxonomy places the organism in Eukaryota, Metazoa, Chordata, Mammalia, Artiodactyla, Bovidae. The transcript has 9 exons. The record is from RefSeq and is a predicted model, not a curated record.
GAGGAGGUGGUGGUGGCGGCGGGGGCCGGUACUGGACCCGGCGGGAUGAGCGAGGCGGAGGCGGCAGUGGUGGCGACAGCGGCCCCCGCGGCGACGGUGCCCGCGACGGCGGCAGGGGUGGUAGCGGUGGUGGUCCCGGUGCCCGCAGGGGAGCCACAGAAAGCAGGCGGCGGGGCGGGCAGCGGCGGGGUCGGAACGGCCUCGGGCCCAGCUGUUGGGACCCCCUCGGCGCCAGGCCCCCGCACCCCUGGCAACCCGGCGACGGCGGCCUCGGGAACCCCCGCGCCCCCGGCCCGGAGUCAGGCGGACAAGCCGGUGCUGGCAAUCCAAGUCCUGGGCACUGUCAAAUGGUUCAACGUGCGGAAUGGUUACGGAUUCAUCAACAGGAAUGACACCAAGGAGGAUGUUUUUGUUCACCAGACAGCUAUUAAGAGAAACAACCCCAGGAAGUUUCUGCGCAGCGUUGGGGAUGGGGAGACCGUGGAGUUCGAUGUCGUGGAAGGAGAGAAGGGCGCAGAAGCUGCUAACGUAACUGGGCCUGGGGGGGUGCCAGUGAAGGGCAGCCGCUAUGCCCCCAACCGACGCAGGUUCCGCCGAUUCAUCCCCCGGCCCCGCCCAGCUGCCCCGCCACCCAUGGUGGCAGAGGCUCCAUCGGGUGGAACAGAGCCAGGCAGCGAAGGGGAGCGUGCUGAAGACUCCGGGCAGCGGCCCAGACGACGGCGCCCACCACCCUUCUUCUACCGACGGCGCUUCGUGCGAGGCCCUCGGCCCCCCAACCAGCAGCAGCCUAUAGAGGGCACAGACGGGGUAGAACCCAAAGAGACAGCCCCGUUGGAGGGAGACCAGCAGCAGGGGGAUGAGCGGAUACCCCCACCCAGAUUCCGGCCCAGGUACCGAAGGCCUUUCCGCCCCAGGCCACCCCAGCAACCCACCACAGAAGGUGGGGAUGGCGAGACCAAGCCCAGCCAAGGCCCCACUGAUGGCUCCCGACCUGAGCCCCAGCGCCCACGAAACCGCCCCUACUUCCAGCGGAGACGGCAGCAGCCCCCGGGACCCAGGCAGUCCACAGCCCCAGAGACCUCAGCCCCCAUCAACAGUGGGGACCCCCCAACCACCAUACUGGAGUGAUUCCAACUCAAGGGACACCCAGAGCCACCGUCGGGUAUCUGCCAGUUUUUCCAACUGACCUGUAUUCUACCCAACACCUCCCUCCCCUCUUUCCCAUAAUUUGUGACAUCAAAACACCGGCUUUUCCCCCCAUUCCUUGAGACUCAGGAGGGCCAAAGCAACAGCCUUUUGCUUUUUUUUUUUUUUUCCUUUCUCCCUUACCAAGGGUUGAAGGAAGGGAUCCAUCCUUAUUGUUCAGAGGCAUCAACUCCCUCCCCUAAAUCAGGCUGAGAAGGAACCAGCCAGCUCUUCCCUCCUCCUGGUUGUUUUUCUUUCCCAUCCCAGUUUAUUUUUUGUUUCCCUGCUCCCCCUACCUCUGAAGCCAUUUUAUGAACUGUCGUGUGCCACCUGAGCCUCCAGUAAAAACAAAAACGGGC